Messenger RNA from Stegostoma tigrinum, 2004 nucleotides. RefSeq lists its product as uncharacterized. Gene Ontology annotation, molecular function: 2-oxoglutarate-dependent dioxygenase activity; methyltransferase activity. The transcript has 2 exons. Bases 1117 to 1788 code for a protein of 223 amino acids. NCBI's taxonomy places the organism in Eukaryota, Metazoa, Chordata, Chondrichthyes, Orectolobiformes, Stegostomatidae. The record is from RefSeq and is a predicted model, not a curated record.
GUCCCAAGCUACAUCAGAAAACGAAGUGCACCUCAUUCACAGUGGAAGCCAAGACGGUGAUGGGCAGCCCGGCGUGGCAGUGUCUCGGUGUGAGAGUUGGUCCUGCCCGGACAUGUUCUGGAGGCAGCAGGAGAUUGCUGAAGCAGCCACCUCCCCAUCGACAGUAGCCACGGCAUCGUGGCCCAAACAGGAAGAGCAAGCGGUGAGGGAGGUCCCCUGGCAUCUGUGGCAGCAGCAUCGAGAACAGGCAGUUGAGGUCUCUCCCAGAUAACAAGCUAAGCAGGCUGCUGAGCUUUUAACUUAAAUCCUUUAUUUUUCUAGUUUAUAUUAAGAAGGGUUUGAAAGUUAACUAUUACCUUAUUUCAAUGGUUUUCUAAUACCACCAGCAUGGUGAUGCCUGCCUUGACAGUCCUAGACACUCCUAUUCCCUCUGUCACCCCUUCAGAAGCCAGAUCUGCCUUCCUGGGAGUCAACCCAAGGAAAGUGAUGGGCCCAGACAGUGUUCCCAGCCAAGCACUCUGAUCCUGUGCAGACCAACUGGCGGAGAUAUUCAGUGACAUCUUCAACUUCUCCCUCCUACAAACCAAAGUCCCCACCUGCUUCAAGAAGAUCACCAUCAUCCCCAUACCCAAGGAAACACAUGCAGUGUGCCUUAAUGACUACCUGCCAAAAGCUCUGACUUCGAUAAUCAUGAAGUGCUUCAAGAGGCUGGUCAUGGCCCACAUCAACCCUGGCCUCCCAACCUUUCCUUGAUCCCCUAGUUUGCCUACCAAUGAAACAGGUCGACAGUGGAUGCCAUUUCCCUAGCCCUGAACUCAUCCCUACAACAUCUGGCUAACAAAGACACUGACGUCAGACUCCUGCUCAUUGACUACAGCUUCGCCUUCAACGUCAUUAUCCCCUCCAGAAUGAUCUCCAGACUCUGUGACCUUUGUCUCAGCUCUGCCCUCUGCAACUGGAUCCUCAGCUUUCCGAACCAUAGACCACCAUCAAUGAGGAUAGGUAACAGUGCCUCCUCCACAACAACACUCCACACUGGAGACCCCCAAGGAUGUGUCCUCAGCCCCUUACUGUACUCCCUGUACACCCAAGAUUGUGUGGCCAAAUUCCAAAUGAAUGCCAUCUACAAGUUCUGAUGACACCACCUCGGUGGGACAGAUAUCUAACAAUGACAAGUCAAAAUACGGAAGGGAGAUAGAGGGCUUGGUGACAGGGUGCAACGAAAACAAUCUGUCUCUCAAUGCUGGCAAAACUAAAGAAAUGAUCAUUGACUUCAGAAAGAGGAGAGGUGAACGCUCCCCCAUCUAUAUCAAUGGAGAUGACGUUGAGAGAGUGAGCUGCAUCAAGUUCCUCGGAGUGAGGAUAACCAACCACCUGUCCUGGACUUCCCACAUCGAUGUGACAGUCAAGAAAACACAACAACGUCUCUUCUUCCUCAGGCGGCUCAGGAAAUUUGUCAUGUCUGUAAGGCUCCUCACCAACUUCUACAGAUGCACCAUUGAAACCAAACUGUCGGAGUGCAUAAUGGCCUGGUACGGCAACUGCUCUGCCCAGGACUGUAAGAAACUACAGAAGGUGGAGUGCGCAGCCCAGACCAUCACAGAAGCCAACUUUCCAUCCACGGACUCCAUUUACAUGGCUUGCUGUUGCAGAAAGGCGGCCAACAUCAUCAAGACCCAUUGUACCCUAGUAAUGACCACCUAUAACCUCUUCCAUCAGACAGCAGGUAUGGAAGUUGAACACACGAGCCAGCAGGUUGGGGAACAGCUUCUUUCCAGCCAUUAUUAGACAGUCGAAUGGACUCAAGCCUCAAAUAAUGUAACCUUCAACGUAACCUGUUUGCCUCUAAGUCUUUUUGAUCUGUACACCGUUUGUUUGCUGAGAUCUGCUUGUACCACUCGUAAACAAAGCUUUUCACUCUAUUUCAGUACACGUGGCAAUCAAUCUUUUAUGAAGAUUAUGCUUAAAAGUUUUUAAACCACUUUGUACCUCGGUACCUUUGUA